Symbiodinium sp. CCMP2456 is the source of this 315-nucleotide messenger RNA. Lineage: Eukaryota; Dinophyceae; Suessiales; Symbiodiniaceae. The record is from the annotation of a GenBank genome assembly.
GCUGCGGCAGAGAAUUUUACAUCUCUGCAUCGGUCCCUCCGGGACCUGCCGAAAAGCGCGGCCCUUCGCCUCUUUCGGGCCUUCGCCAUGGCUGAUGUGGAGCCUGACCCCGAGAUCCUUGAGUGGGAAGGUGUUGGCUGGAAAGCCACCUUUAUUCCCCUCAUUGUCAAGCCCCACAUCUACUACAAGGAUGCUGCUGCAGAUGGUGCCCUCAGCUACCUUACUUGGGGGCACGGCACUGAUUGGAAGUCCCUGCCCUACAUCCUUCGGGAGGGUUUGGUUCGCCCUCAGUCGUGGGAGAGGCAGCUUGCCUAG